Ectocarpus sp. CCAP 1310/34 is the source of this 2128-nucleotide messenger RNA. The record is from the annotation of a GenBank genome assembly. Lineage: Eukaryota; Phaeophyceae; Ectocarpales; Ectocarpaceae.
AUGGUGCAGCGUUGGCGGGGGGGGAAUUGGCUAAAAGAAUUUCAAUCCGGUGCCUUUUUUGCGCUUGUACCCUAUAACUCGAAGGAGCAGUCGGUGGUGUAUCGACCGUUGCGUCUGAUAGUGGCCGCUGAGUGGUGACCAUGUCAUGCAGCCGUACAGCAGUGCCUCCAUCGCCUCCGCCUGGAGCAGGCGGAUCUUGAGUCGGAAUGGCGCUUGCGGUCUGUCGAAGAGCUCCCGGCCAUAUCGCCUGAGGCACGCCCACGCUCCUCUGCUCCUGUAGUUGAUCUCCCGGGUGAGGUCGCCAUGUUCGUUGACGAGGCCACCGAGGUACCGGAACUCGGUCGUCUGGGCGUAUUUCUGUCCCGCGGCUUCGAUGGUCAGUGGUGGAGGCGGGGCGGGCUGUGAUGUUGUAGUCGGCUUGUCCUUUGCGCGCAUCAGGAGCGUCUCCGUCUUCUUCUCCGACACCGUUAGCCCGAACUCCCCGAACACCUCAACGAUGAUGGUCAUCAUUCUCGCCAGUCCUUCUGCAGACCCCGAUACGACGCCGGCAUCAUCGGCAUACAGGAUGUCCCAUAUUGUCCUUCGAACUCGGUCAAGGGGUGGGUGUCUCCUGCCCCCCCCCGCUUCCGUCUUCCCCUCCUCCAAGCACACCAGGCUCCGCAAAACAACAUCAUCCUCGCUGAAUCGGAUGACAACGACCUCGAGGACCUCGGCGAAGAUGUUGAACAGCAGUGGGAAUAGCACACAUCCUUGUCGCACGCCCUGUGUCACGAAGAACCAGUCCGAUAGUUCUCCGUCGUCCAUGCGCACCCGGGCCCGCAUUCCAUCGUGGAAUUGGCGGAUGACUUCGAUCAGCUUCGCGGGAAUCCCGCCCUGGUCAGCACCUUCCAUAGCAUCUCUCGGUCCACCGAAUCAUACGCCUUGUUCAAGUCGACGAAGCACAUGUAGAGCGGUAUUUUCUUUCUCCGCCCCAGCUCCUGGAGGCGGCGCACGACGAACAGCAUGUUGACAGUGGAUCGCCCGGGUCGGAAAUCGCAUUGUUCCUCCAGGAGGAUGUUGUUGGCUUCGCAGAAGGCGCUUAGACGGUUGGUGAUGAUCUUGGCGGGGACCUUGCCUACGUGAGAUAAUAGCAAAAUCCCCCUGUAGUUGUUACAGUUGGACCGGUCACCCUUCUUGUACAGCACCUUGAUGGUGGCAUCCUUCCACUCUCGCGGAAUAUCUCCUCCGUUCCACACCUUGACGAGGAUGGUAUGGAGGUGUGCCAGGACGAAGGGUUCGUCGUCACCGAUCUUGAGCGACUCGGCAGGGAGGGAGUCAUGGCCGCGUGCGUUCCAUUUCUUGAGGCCUUUCGUUGCCCGUGCCACCUCCUCGAGUUCUGGCACAUCUCCCAACCGUUGAGUGUCACGUGUCGCUGGCCGCUGCGUCACUCGUUCGAUGAUGUGUGGGUUCAGGGUAGGGGAUUUGAUGUUGAGUAGGUGCUGAAGAAUUUCGCCCACCGCUGGAGGAUGUCGUCCCUGUUCUGGAGCAGCACGCUCUUCUCAUCCGCGACGAACUGUGGUACGAAGUAGGCUCGUUUCAGGGGAUGUUUGGGUUUUGUCCCCGCUUUGUGGCGGAAUUGGCAUGUUUCUGUGGACGUACGUGAACGAUGUUUUGCAGUAGCAGCAUCGCUGCCGCUCAUGAGUUCAGAAGAGAGAGUCUACCAGGGCAAGGAGCAGAAGGCGAGCUUGAGUGUCCGGUUGCCAGUGCGUCGACAGAGUUCGAAGCGGUGGUUGGUUCCAGCAAGUGAGUGCAGGAGUUCGGUCGAACAGCAGCAGUGUUGAUCGGCUUGAGUUGAGUGCAGCAGCGAGCAGAAUUAACGACAAAGUUUUCUCUUCAAAGCAUAUUCUAUCAUCCUCGGUCUUCGAGUCUUUGAUCUAUCAUCUUCGGCGACAACCGUCCGAGACAUAGAGCAACCCACUGACAAGAACCUCGAACCUAGCACAAGAACCGUUAGCGUAGAGCCACAUCGCUCUGCUUUAGAUUGGCUGAUUGGGUCAUCAGCAGAACCAGAAUACAAAGUAUAACAUUGCCGUCGUCGGCACUUGUUUGUGCGAUUGCUUUUUGCGUCUUUGAGUAUUACAGCAGUAUU